GCCUGGUGAUGGGCUUUUGUGCCUUUUUCCUGUAUCUACUCUCUCUCUCUCUCUCUCUCUCCUGAAAAACAAGCCGACGCACGCAAUCGGAAGACGAUCAAUCUGCCCUAGAAACGGCGCGACGGACUCGAAGAUCACCAGUCCCGUGACGGCGGCGUACUCGCCGGACUCCAAUUGACUUGCUCCGCUGUGUGUAAUUACUUAACAGGUGAUGUCCGCCUAAAGCUUGGGAUCGAGGUUCGUGCAUUUUUAUCCUGCCUGUGCUCUCUCCACUCGCUGUCCUGAAAAGAAGCCGAAGCACGCAACUGGAAGACGGGAGCGCAUCUACACCUAUCUGCCCUAAAAAUGAUGCGGAUGAUUAUGGUGAUAGCGAUGGAUACAAAGAUCACCCACCUGUGACUAUGUCCUCACUGAAUUCUGAGUAACUUGCUGCUGUUGGUUAAGAUCCUAGAUGAUGUUUUGAAGGGCUAUUUUGUGGUCAUUACUGCUAAAACAAGUAAUGGAGGAAAACCAUGAGGAAGUGGAUGAUGUUGAGAGUGCUUCUAGUGAUCCUUCUACCAGUGACUUUGAUGAUAAUGGGCCUUCAAUAUCUUCCGAAGAUGAUGGAUUGCAUCAUGAGGCACAUUUGACUGAGGAAGAAAUUGAAGAGCUUAUUGCUGAACUUUUGCAAGUUGAGGGCAAGGCUGCAGAGGCACAAGAAUCACUUGAAGAUGAGUCACUAGCUAAAGUGGAGACUGAAGUUCGGCAAGAAUUGGCACAAUCUCUUCAUGGAGACGAUCUUGAGAAGGCGGUUGCUGAUGAAAUGGCCACUUUCAGAGAAGAGUGGGAAGCUGUGCUUGAUGAGCUCGAGACAGAAAGUGCUCACUUGUUGGAACAACUUGAUGGUGCUGGUGUUGAACUGCCAAGCCUCUAUAAGUGGAUAGAAAGUCAGGCUCCUGAUGGUUGCUCUACUGAAGCCUGGAAAAAAAGGACACACUGGGUAGGAUAUCAGGUCACUAGUGAUGUGAGUGACUGUGUGUUGCAUGCUGAAAAGUAUCUUGAGACCCACAGACCUGUGAGAAGGCGACAUGGUAAAGUAUUGGAGGAGGGUGCCAGUGGUUAUCUGGGAAAGAAACUUUCUGCUGAUGGAGGUGGGGAAGCUAUAAUCGAAAAUUCUGAUGCUGAUUGGUGCUCUUUCAACAAACUAGUUUCUGGUCGUGCAUCUGAGAAUAGUACUGCAUUUGGCAGCAAGAACUGGUCUACUGUUUACUUGGCUAGUACUCCUCAGCAAGCUGCAGAAUUGGGCCUCAAAUUUCCUGGAGUUGAUGAGGUGGAGGAGAUUGAUGACAUUGAUGUCAAUUCAAGUGAUCCAUUUGUUGCAGAUGCUAUAGCUAAUGAAAGAGAACUGAGUCUUUCUGAAACACAAAAGAAAAAUUUUAGAAAGGUUAAAGAGGAAGAUGAUGCAAAUAUUGAUAGGAAACUUCAGCUUCGUUUGAAGCACAGGAGACAGCAAAACAAAUUCAAACAGGAGGCUGUUCAGGGAGAAAUCUCUUCAGUUGAUAAGCUAAUGGAAGAAAAUUUAGACAGUUUGCUGCCUUUGGACAUACAUUCCAAUGCUGUGUUGGUUGAGGAAACUGAUGGGGGUAGCAAAAGUGCAGUUAAAAAUAACAAGACUGAUAUAGAAUGUCAUGAUUUGAGAGACAAUGUGGAUGAAAGAACAUCCGUGAGUAAUGAUACUUCUUUGGUGUCUUCUGAGUCUUCCUUACCUGAUCAUAUUGAAACCAGUGGGUCCAAGCGUUCUCAUGACAGUGUCGAACUGGACAUUAAUAAUAAGAAGGCUCGCAUAGUUACUAUUGAUAGUGAUGAUGAAGCUUGUGGUUUGGAGGAAAAAUCUCCUAGUUGUGAUGUGCCCGUGAUGGAGAAUAAAUUUGUUUUGCAAAGUGAACAAGAUAAUUCUGUUUGUCCUAAUUCUAUGCCCUCCCAGAGUUUGGGUGAGAAUUUUCACUGCACUGCUUGUGAUAAUGUGGCUGCUGAAGUCCAGUCCCAUCCUCUUUUAAACGUAAUUGUCUGCAGGGACUGCAAACAUUUAGUUGAAGUGAAGAUGCAUGCAAAGGAUCUUGAUUGCUCAGAGUGCUAUUGUGCAUGGUGUGGAGGAAACAAGGACUUGAUAAGUUGUAGGUCAUGUGAAUUGUUAUUCUGUGUUGCAUGCAUGAGGAGGAAUUUUGGUGAAGCAUGUCUGUUGAAAGCCAAGGUUUCUGGAUGGGAAUGUUGUUGCUGCUCACCAAGUAUCCUGCAGCCAUUGACUACACAGUUAGAGAAAGCCCUUGGAUCUGUAGAUUCUCCAAGUUCCAGCUCUGACAGUGAUUCUGAUAAUUCUGAUGGAGAUAUAAGUGUUUCCAUCAGUUCCAGAAGAAAACGAAAAAAGAAAAUCCGAAGAAUCCUUGAUGAUGCUGAGUUAGGGGAAGAGACAAAAAGGAAAAUAGCAAUCGAAAAGGAACGCCAAGAACGUCUCAAGUGUUUGGAAGCACAAUUUUCGCGGAAGUCUGUGCUUAUGAGUUCAACAAUCUCUGAUGGCAAUUUAUCUGAAGGUGCUAGUGUUGAAGUUCUGGGUGAUGCUUUAACUGGUUAUAUAGUAAAUGUUGUUAGGGAGAAAGGUGAAGAGGCUGUUAGGAUUCCUCCCAGCAUCUCAGCCAAAUUAAAAGCUCAUCAGAUUACUGGAAUACGAUUUAUGUGGGAGAAUAUCAUACAAUCAAUUACAAAAGUGAAGUCCGGGGAUAAAGGUCUUGGUUGUAUCCUAGCUCAUACCAUGGGCCUUGGUAAAACUUUUCAGGUCAUAGCUUUCUUGUAUAGUGCCAUGAGAAGUGUGGAUUUAGGAUUAAGAACUGCACUUAUUGUGACCCCUGUAAGUGUCCUGCACAACUGGAGGCAAGAGUUCAUGAAAUGGAGGCCUUCAGAGUUAAAACCCAUUCGUGUCUUCAUGCUGGAAGAUGUUUCAAGGGAGAGAAGAGCUGACUUGCUUGCAAAGUGGAGAUCAAAAGGCGGUGUGUUUUUGAUUGGUUAUACUGCUUUCCGGAAUCUAUCCCUUGGAAAGCAUGCAAAGGAUCGGCAAAUGGCCAGAGACAUUUCAUAUGCCCUGCAGGAUGGACCUGAUAUACUGGUUUGUGAUGAGGCCCAUAUGAUCAAGAACACCAGGGCUGAUGUAACCCAAGCAUUGAAACAAGUAAAAUGUCAACGAAGGAUUGCUCUGACUGGAUCACCUCUGCAGAACAACCUCAUGGAAUAUUAUUGCAUGGUAGAUUUUGUCAGAGAAGGAUUUCUUGGUAGCAGCCAUGAGUUUAGAAACCGCUUCCAAAAUCCCAUAGAGAAUGGGCAGCACACGAAUUCCACAUUGGAAGAUGUGAAAAUUAUGAACCAAAGAUCUCAUAUCCUCUAUGAACAGUUGAAAGGAUUUGUCCAGAGAAUGGACAUGAAUGUGGUGAAGAAGGACUUGCCCCCCAAAACAGUGUUUGUAAUAGCUGUAAAGCUUUCUCCCUUGCAAAGAAAGUUGUACAAGCGAUUCCUUGAUGUCCAUGGCUUCACUACUGAGGUUACGAGUGAAAAGAUUCGGAAGAGGUGUUUUUUUGCGGGGUACCAGGCCUUGGCUCAGAUAUGGAACCAUCCUGGGAUUUUGCAGUUGAUGAGAGAAGACAAAGAGUAUGUGAAACGUGAAGAUGCUAUUGAGAAUUUUCUUGUAGAAGACAGCUCCAGUGAUGAGAAUGUAGAUUGCAAUAUGAUUACAGGAGGGAAGACAAGGAACAACAAUGAGAUUCCACAGAGGAAAAAUGAUAAUGCCUUUUUUCGGGAGGAUUGGUGGAAUGACCUUCUCCAGGAAAAUAACUAUAAAGAGGUCAACAACAGUGGAAAAAUGGUUUUGCUCCUUGACAUUCUUACAAUGAGCUCCAAUGCUGGAGAUAAAGCAUUGGUUUUUAGCCAGAGCUUAUCAACUCUAAAUUUAAUAGAACAUUAUCUUUCAAAACUACCUCGACAAGGGAAGAAAGUGAAAUGCUGGAGAAAAGGAAAAGACUGGUAUAGGCUAGAUGGAAGAACUGAGGGCUCUGAAAGGCAAAAACUGGUUGAGAGGUUUAAUGAUCCCUCAAAUAAAAGGGUGAAAUGCACUCUGAUAUCAACCAGAGCUGGAUCUUUGGGGAUUAACCUACAUGCUGCUAAUCGUGUUAUUAUAGUUGAUGGUUCUUGGAACCCAACAUAUGAUCUUCAGGCUAUAUAUCGAGUUUGGAGGUAUGGCCAAACAAAGCCUGUUUUUGCUUACCGCUUAAUGGCACAUGGGACAAUGGAGGAAAAGAUUUACAAGCGCCAGGUGACCAAGGAAGGGCUUGCAGCAAGGGUUGUCGAUAGACAACAAGUACACCGGACCAUUUCUAAGGAGGAGAUGUUACAUCUCUUUGAUUUUGGUGACGAUGAAAAUCUUGAUUCUCUGCCUGAGCAUGGAGAAGACAACGGACAUGCAACUAAACAAAGUAUGGCUGGUGAAAUUGGAAAUUAUCUGAAGCAGAAAUUGCAUCUUCCUCCAGGAAGUUUUUUCUCUGACAAGCUAAUGGAAAAUUUAUUGGGCAGUCAUUAUCCAAGAUGGAUUGCAAAUUACCAUGAACAUGAGACCCUGCUGCAAGAGAAUGAAGAGGAGAAGCUAUCAAAAGAGGAACAAGACAUGGCAUGGGAAGUAUAUCGGAGAACUGUAGAGUGGGAGGAAGUGCAGCAGCGAGUCCCGCUUGAUGAAUCUGCACCCGAGUGCAAGCCAGCAGUUCCAAAUGUACCGACUGCUGCCCCAGAGAAGAGCAGACCUUCCCUACCCCGGGGCAGCUUGAGGUAUCGGUUGGUGCAGCGAAAAUGUACAAACCUAUCGCACUUGUUGACUCUUAGGAGCCAGGGCACAAAGGUGGGUAGCAGCACUGUGUGUGGGGAAUGUGCCCGGGAGAUAUGCUGGGAGGACCUGAAUAGAGAUGGCAAAACAGUAAGGUGAAAGUAAGAACAGAAAGCACCCUCAAUUUUGUUAUCAAUUGUGAUUGAUCCUUUUCUGUAAAGGGUUGUGUUGUUGUAAGUAAAACUUUGUUUUGCAAAAUUAGAGAGACUCUUGGACAGCUGCAAGUUCUCCUGCUUGCCUGCAGGAACUAAUUCCUGUAAAUUUAAAAUUUACAAUUAUCUAUAUUUGAAUUUGAAUUUCAUAAUAUAAUGAAAGAUUCAGCAUCUCUUUCGACA
Molecule: messenger RNA, 5229 nt
Organism: Diospyros lotus (date-plum)
Lineage: Eukaryota; Viridiplantae; Streptophyta; Magnoliopsida; Ericales; Ebenaceae
Product: protein CHROMATIN REMODELING 20
Exons: 27
Coding region: 500-4993 (1497 amino acids)
Cellular component (GO): nucleus
Molecular function (GO): ATP binding; ATP-dependent chromatin remodeler activity; ATP hydrolysis activity
Source: RefSeq, a predicted model, not a curated record